GAGUGGGCAGGCAUUGAUUGACAUUGGAACCGAGUCCAACUCUGUUUCUCUCCUGUUGCUGGGACCUGGGAGGGAGGCAACCUCCCCUCCCCAUGUUGUCCAGUCUCCCCUUCGUACAGAGUUUCGACAAUUCGACCGCUGCCGCUACCGCUGUUGCUCCGCGGGCUCCACCGAACAAAGGCGAAAUUGCAGGCGGGUUUUCCCAACGACUCCAACCAAAAAAAAGUCUGGAAGCGGUGACACCCUUGGAAUAUGGAGAGAGUAUGUGGGAAUCGGCCCACCGCUGGACAAUCAACGGCCUCGACACAGAAGAAACCCUCUCCUUUCUCUCUCCUUCUCUCUCUCCAUCCUGCCACACAGCCAUAGGGACUUCUUCCCGACCCGGUUCAGAUACCAGAAUGACAAGGCCAGGGAGGCGAACGACUCGUAUUGAUACACGGUGGCACUCGUUCGCUGCGGAGUUGACCGACGGAAGCCUAUGCCGGCUUGGAGAGUACGAAUACAGCAGGGAAGGGUCAAGGACUCAAGGCGCUUGUCAUGUACGUUCGGUAGCCUUGACCGUGUCUCUGGAACCUCAUGAUCGGCUGGCCCUUUUCUUCCAUUGAGCGGCGAGUCACGAUGCAACCCCGUCGAUCGUCAACGUACGGAUGAUGCAGGCAAAGGACUUGGAGUGGAAUUGCCGCGGUGCCAAGGUCGGCACCAAGACCGGUAAUGCAAACAGACAUGGUUGAUCGAUGGCUAUGGCACCUGGAACCGACGCCUUCGAACGUGUUUCUGGAAGCAUCUCUGUACCUCUCUCUCUCUCUCUAUCUCUCCUAGUUUUCUCAUCUU
Molecule: messenger RNA, 831 nt
Organism: Colletotrichum destructivum
Lineage: Eukaryota; Fungi; Ascomycota; Sordariomycetes; Glomerellales; Glomerellaceae
Exons: 1
Coding region: 93-605 (170 amino acids)
Source: RefSeq, a predicted model, not a curated record